This is a messenger RNA of Elgaria multicarinata webbii, 3844 nucleotides long. It is a transcript of the gene AFAP1L2, whose product is annotated as actin filament associated protein 1 like 2. Gene Ontology annotation, cellular component: cytosol. The record is from RefSeq and is a predicted model, not a curated record. The transcript has 20 exons. NCBI's taxonomy places the organism in Eukaryota, Metazoa, Chordata, Lepidosauria, Squamata, Anguidae. Gene Ontology annotation, molecular function: SH3 domain binding; SH2 domain binding. Bases 54 to 2606 code for a protein of 850 amino acids. Gene Ontology annotation, biological process: positive regulation of DNA-templated transcription; regulation of mitotic cell cycle; positive regulation of interleukin-8 production.
CCCAGCCGAAGGGCUCUCUGCGCCAUCUAGUCAGAGAUAUUAAAAUUCGCAGGAUGGAUAAAUAUAAAGCUCUGGAACAAUUGCUCACAGAACUUGAAGAUUUUCUGAAGAUACUAGAUAAGGAGAACCUUAGCAGCACAGCUGUAGUGAAAAAGAGCUUUCUUGCUGACCUCCUUCGGCUGUGCACAAAAUCAAAUGGUGGUGAUGAGGAAUACAUUUACAUGAACAAAGUCACCAUCAAUAAACAACAUGGUGAACCUGAGAAAGCAGAUAAAGUGCUAGGUCUCAGAGACUUUUUGACCAAUGGGGAAGUGGAACAGCAUUUGUCUCCUCCUCAGAAGAGUUUGCCGGACCUUCCACCUUCAAAAAUAAUUCCAGAAACAAAACUGCAUUCAGGCCCCAAAACAGAGUCUCCAGAAGGGUACUAUGAAGAAGCUGAGCCCUUUCGCAUCUCUGUAAAUGGUCUUUAUGGUAGGCUUGCAGCUACUGGAUCCAGACCAGGGUUGCAGGUUACCGAGGGAGUAAUAUAUGCCACAAUUACUAUGGAUGAUGGAGAAGCGGUCAGCAGCUCCUAUGAAUCCUACGAUGAGGAAGAGAGCAGUAAAGGCAAGUCAGCCCCCCAUCAAUGGCCUUCCCCUGAAGCUUCCAUUGAACUCAUGAAAGAUGCCCGGAUCUGUGCUUUCCUCUGGCGGAAGAAAUGGCUGGGCCAGUGGGCCAAGCAGCUUUGUGUGAUUAAGGACAACAGAUUGCAGUGCUACAAGACUUCCAAGGACCACAAUCCCCAGCUGGAUGUUAAUUUGUUGGGCUGCAGCGUCAUCCACAAGGAGAAGAAUGUGAGGAAGAAGGAGCAUAAGCUGAAGAUCAUCCCAAUGAAUGCAGAUGUAAUUGUGCUGGGCUUGCAGAGUAAGGACCAGGCCGAACAAUGGCUCAGAGUCAUCCAAGAGACAAGCGGUCUCUGUCCAGAUGGGCUGUGUGAAGGGAACCAAUAUGUUCCAGACUCCCAGCGGCUUUGUUAUCCCAAAGUGGAGCCAUCUGAGAGAUAUUCAGGGGCAUCAGAAAGCGGAAGCAGCACUGAUGGUCACAUAGAGCUGAUAGAAACUAAAGAUGCUAAGAAGAAAGGCACAUCUGGUUUAAAACUGAGCAAUUUGAUGAACCUUGGGAGAAAGAAAUCAGCCUCGCUGGACAGUCCUGAGAGAUCUUUGGACACUUGUACAUAUCUAAAUGUACUAGUGAACAGCCAGUGGAAAUCUCGAUGGUGCUAUGUGAAGGAUGGGCAGCUCCAUUUCUAUCAAGACAAGAACAGAAACAAAACUGCACAGCAGCCUCUGAACUUGAUAGGCUGUGAAGUUAUCCCAGACCCAAGUCCUGAACAUCUCUACUCAUUCCGUAUCCUGAAUAACGGGGAAGAGCGGGCCAUGUUAGAGGCCAAGUCUUGCGAAGAAAUGGGCCAUUGGCUCGGUCUCCUUUUAUCGGAAUCUGGCUCAAAAACAGACCCUGAAGACCUUACCUAUGAUUACGUUGAUGCGGACAGGGUUUCCUGCAUUGUCAGUGCAGCAAAGAAUUCAUUACUGCUAAUGCAGAGGAAGUUCUCUGAGCCCAACACUUAUAUCGACAACUUGCCAAAGGAAAAGGCAGAACUAGAAGAGCUCUAUGACGACGUGGACGUUCCAGAUGCAACAAUGGAGGAAGUGCCCCAAAUGGAAAGUAAAUGUGAGGGGGUGCCGGACAGAGUCUAUCUAGACCUCACUCCACUCCCAUCCUUCCUGCACAAUCCUGGCAAGGAGCCACUGUCCCCUACAGUUUCUCCGUCUUUGCAACGAGCCACCAGAAAGAGCUCGACGGGUUCUGAGAAAGACUCGGUGCUACAUAAAGAAGCCAAUUCACAGAGAAGAUCCGUGGAGACUCCGGACCAGAGACCUCCAGAUAUAGAUGAGCUGCUACUACUACCACCACCACCACCACGGACAACCGUGGUAAAAAUCCAGACCCAGCAGCAGCAAAUUGCCUUUCCACAGAGUGGCCCUGAGAGUAAAGACCCCACCACAACCGUGGCUGCACCCAAAGAAAAAAUGGACCGGCCCAAGGUGGUGAAUACAGCACCUGUCGAAACCAAACUGGGCAAGAACAGGACAGAGGCUGAAGCAAAGCGGUUCUCGGAAGAGAGGGAUCGCCUGGAGAAGGAAAAAGAAGAAAUCCGCUCUCAGCUGGCCCAGCUUCGGAAAGAGAAAAGGGAGCUGAAAGAGAUGCUGAUAAGCUGCACAGACAAGAGCCUGCUGUCCACCCUGGAGCAAAAACUGAAGGAAAUAGAGGAGGAGUGCAAAAGGAAGGAAGAUCAGCGUGUGGACUUAGAGCUGAAUCUUGUGGAAGUGAAGGAGAAUCUCAGGAAAGCAGAGUCUGGUCCUGUUACACUUGGCACCACUGUGGAUACCACACACCUGGAGAAUGCAAGCCCCAAAAUGAAAGCUGCCAACACGAUGAAUGGCACAGAAAACUCUCCAGUCAAUUCAGCAAUGGCACUAAAAAACCGGCCUUUAUCUGUCAUGGUCACAGGGAAAGGAACAGUUCUUCAGAAAGCUAAGGAAUGGGAGAAGAAAGGUGCUAGUUAAGAAAUCACAGCAUCAAGAAUGGGCUUAAGACUAGAACUGGACAUUCAUGGACUACAAUAUUCUAUUGCCUCUGGCUCAAAAGGUCCAGAUGAGGCAACGCAUGGCAAGCCAGUAUGCCGUGUCAUUUUGUCUAGAAGAAAUUACGGGCCUUGGCCAGAUUCCAGCAUGGCCUUCAUUAGAAUAAGGAUAUUGCUCCUUUUAGCAGAGAGUUAACACAAGUGGAAAUGUUGCUUCUAACCCAACUGAUAUCAUGAACAUGUUGCUGUACAUAAGGAUGCUUUUGUGUAUUUCUACUUUGGUAUUUUAUUAUUGUCCAAUCCAGGAUUUGUUGUUAGCAAUAGAACAUGGAGUAGUGGCUUCCAGCCAGAUCUGUUUAAUCUUUCUUUGAUACACCAGGGGAGUGUUUGGGGGAGGUCAGGGGUGGCAGGUAAAUUCAGACUUUUCCUUUGGAUAAGAGCUUUUCUAAACAACGAAGAAAAUUUGGGAGAAGCUCCAGUGUACCAAGCAACUCAGCUAAAAAGUAGCUGCUGUUAGGUGUGUGCAGAAGACAACCCGAUUUCCUAUAAAGAAUUCUUGACAAGAACAGAGUCCAGCUACGCAAGUUCCACAGCCUAACGUUGGUGCAAGGGACAGCUCUCUGCUGGAGAACUAGUAUCACUUGUGGCCCAGGGGGUUCAUGAACACCAAGGCAUUCCAGUGAGCUCAGAGAACCUCUGGAUAUACAAGGACUUCCCAGUGGACACCCACUGUGUGCAAACAUCUGUCCUGAACACUGAAGUGAAUUAAGGCGCUGUGCAUUGACUGUGUGGCUCAGUUUGUGGACUGAGACCAGAAAGUCAUGUAAAAACAGAUCACAAUUAAUUCUUAAGCCACUGCAACUGUCAUUGGCUCACACAGCUAACAGGCUAACAGUGAUUUAAAACACAGUAAAGGGAUGGCAUUUUUUUCAAAAUGUGUUUUAAGACCCUGAAGAUACACUUUACUGAAUUUGCAAUGCUUCAGGGUUGGAUCCAGACUUAGUCCUUCUUAGAGUAGGGCCACUGAAAUCAAUGGGACUUAAAUUAGUCAUGCUUAACUUACGUCCCAUUGAUUUCAGUGGCCCUACUCUAAGUUGCUCUAAGUCUGGAUCUAACCCAUAUAAUAGUGUCCUAUCUGAGCAGAUGCCACGGCAUUUGAUAGUCUGUACAACAGUCGGUGUGAUGCUUAUGCUGUAGGAAUGUUACCUUGACAUGUGGGGC